Molecule: messenger RNA, 2188 nt
Organism: Effrenium voratum
Lineage: Eukaryota; Dinophyceae; Suessiales; Symbiodiniaceae
Source: the annotation of a GenBank genome assembly
GUGCUGCUGGGUUGCGCUCGCAAGCAAUUUGCGCACGCGGCGGCCUGAGCGACGAUUCAACGUCACGCCAAAGCUGCAGAGCGUCAGAAGUUCCUCAAGGGGAAAAGAACAAGUUUGGCCCCGCUAAACAAAGAUACGCCCAUGUUGGAUUUUCUAGGGCCUGGCAGAAGCAAACUGCACAUGCAUUUUGGCUCACAGAGCAACGCAGAGCCCAAAUUAGACGGGCGCAUCAAAGAGUGCGCCCCAUGGCAGCCACUUAUGGCCAGUUGGGAAACGGCUAUGUGCCCCAGGCACCUUCUCGGCCUGCCGGUGUCGCUGCCACGGCGCCGCUGGCUGCCUCACCACAGUCGCGACUGUUCGCUAGCCCGGCGACCUCGCCUUUUGGCUCAUGGGAUCAGCUGCCGGGAGGCAUGAGUUCUCCAGAGGAGGAGCCGGAUCCUGAUUUUGACGAGAUGGUCAGCGAUCUGCGCCGCAGCUUCGUCGGUUGGCUGAAAAAGGCCGAGCUGGAGCUGAAGCAGCACCGCAGUGACAUCAGGCGCGGACGGCAAGCCUUCGAGGAAGAGAAGCUUUCUGUGUGGCAGCAGUUCAUGGCAGAAAAGCAGAGGGAGGUGGAGAAGAUCCGGGAAGACCGGCGACACGCUGAAGAGGAGAUGGCAACGCAGCUGAGGCAGGUGCAGGCCGACAUUGAAGAAGCCCGGCAGCGGAUUGGGGAGGAGCGCUUGCGUGUGGAGCAGGAAGGCUCACAGAGGCGUCGUGGGGUGGCGCAUGAGUACGAGAAGUUCAGGCAGGAGUACGGCCUCUUCGAGGCAGAGCGCCAGCGAUUGGCAAACCCUCAGCUGGCUGCAGAGAGCACGGUGGACCUCAACGUUGGAGGCACCAUCUUUGAAACGACUCGUACCACGCUGGUUCAGCAGCAAGGGAGCUUCCUGGAGAGCCUUCUCUCUGGCAGGUACCAGGUGAGCCGUGAUCGCUACGGCCGGAUCUUCCUAAAUCGUGAUCCCGAGCACUUCCGCACGAUCCUGAACUUCCUACGUAACCCCCAGACGCCUCCGAUGCCAAGGGACUUGGCCGAGUCAGAGGCUUUGGUGCAGGAGGCUUCCUACUACGGGGUCCAUUUUUUCCCGUUUCCGUUGGUCUUUGCUGUGGGCGGGCACGACGGUUACGAGCACUUGCGGGCCAUGGAGGUGCUGGAUGUGGGCAAUCAGUGCUGGCGCCCCUGCCGCGCCAUGGCCACGGAGCGCACUUACUUCGGCGCCGCCGCACUGCGGAAUCGCUUGCACGUCUAUGGAGGCCAGAACCUGGACUACAAGGCGCUGUGCGACGUCGAGAUCUACGACUGCUUGCGUGACUCCUGGGAGGCGGGCGCUUCCAUGCGCUUCCCUCGUCGGAAUUGCGCAAGUUGCGAGUUGGAGGGCCGCUUGUAUGCCGUCGGAGGCUUUGAUGGCACGCGCAUCAUUGACUCUGUGGAGGCCUACGACAGCCGACUGAAGAGUUGGAUGCAGAUGGAGCCCUUGCCAACACCACGAUCUUCUGCCAUGGCCACGACCAGUCAGGGCAAGCUUUGGGUGCUGGGCGGCACAUCGGGCACAAGGCUGCGCAGCGUGGACGUGUUCGACCCGCGCGCCAAUCGAUGGGAAACGCUGAAGGGCGAAAUGGUGGACGUGCGCUCGGCAGGGCAGGCUGCGAAUUGUGUGCACCAUGUGUUCGCCCUGGGUGGCACGGACAACGAGCAAAGGAUCCACUUCUCUGCAGAGUGCCUGGACCCAGAUGACCACAUGUUCAGCCUGCGCGCUCCGAUGCAGGAGUCUCGCAUGGAUUUUGCCGCAGCCGUCAUCUCCGACUCCAUCAUGGUGAGCGGCGGUCAGAAUGGCAGCGUCUUGUCCUCCACAGAGUUCUACCGACCCGAGCUGGACGAAUGGCAGGCUGGGCCUUCCAUGGCCAUCCCUCGGUACGGCCACCAGUGCUUGCUGUGUAGCCUUUGACUCUCGGCCGCGGUGCAUGUCAUCCAUCGCGGGUGCCGCAAAAUGUGCCCGGACACAUGACCCUUUGACCAAAAAACAUGCAUUUGACAUCCUUGCGGCCUGGGAUGCCAAAUGUCCAGAGCAAAGCUCUGCGAUUCGAUGGUGGGCUGGGACGCGCCACCAUUUGCCCUUUCGGGCGCCGAACUUGCCAAUGAACUUGCUGGUGG